Cuscuta campestris is the source of this 1449-nucleotide messenger RNA. The record is from the annotation of a GenBank genome assembly. Lineage: Eukaryota; Viridiplantae; Streptophyta; Magnoliopsida; Solanales; Convolvulaceae.
CACUUCACUACUGCUCCUUUCUGGGUGUCACCCGGCACCAGUCGUCUUCAAUUUCGGCGAUUCCAAUUCCGACACCGGAACCUACUUCGUCAUGCGCGGAACCAUCUCGCAGCUCCCACAAACCCUCGUCCAGGGCCGCAUGUCUGAUGGACGACUAGUACUCGACUUCUUGUGUGAGAGUUUGAAUGCAAGUCACCUGAGUCCAUACGUGGAGUCGGUUGGGGCAGAUUUCAGGAACGGGGCAAACUUUGCGAUGAGCGGUGCUUCUGCUACUCCUCCCUCUGCUCUCUUUAGCUUGCAGAACCAAGUCGAUCACUUCCGUAGAUUCAAGCAACGUUCCCUUGAUUUGUUCUCUAAAGGUUGUAUAUAUGCCUAUAUAUUGUUACUACUACUCCGACUACUAUGUUAGUCUAUGCCAAUUAAUGGAGGAUGGUACAUUCGUUCAUUCAAUCGAAACCUCCCAUUCGUUCUGGGGGCAUAUAUAAUCUUUUGUUUCAGGGGACAGAUAUUUACCAGGGGAUGAGGAGGAGUUUGAGAAUGGGCUUUAUGUGAUUGACAUAGGACAGAACGACCUCGACGCCACAUUUGGUUCUCAGUCAUUUCCUAAUUAUGAAGCUGUACAGAGGAUGAUCCCCUACUUCAUUUCUGAAAUUGGAAAUGCCAUCAGGGGCCUUUACCAACAAGGAGCAAGGAGGUUUUGGGUGCACAACACAGGGCCGCUUGGUUGCCUGCCAAAAGUAUUGACAAGAAGAAACUAUUCACCGGGUGAGCUUGACGAGCAUGGAUGUGCGAUAUCCGUCAACAAGGGCGCACUUGAGUUCAACAGGGAGCUCUUUACCCUCUGCAACCAGCUUCGCCCUCAAAUGGAGGGCGCCGUAAUAGUAUAUGUGGAUGUGUACAGCAUCAAGUACGACUUGAUCGCGAAUUCCUCCACGUAUGGUUUUGAGAAUGCCAUGACAGCAUGUUGCGGCUAUGGUGGGGGCCAAUACAACUACAAGUCUACCUCCCUGUGUGGUGCGCCGGGGUCUGAAGUGUGCGACAAGAGGUCACAAUAUGUGAACUGGGAUGGUACUCACUAUACCGAAGCGGCUAAUAGAUUUGUUGCCACGCAAAUACUUUCCACUCGUUACUCCAACCCUCGGCUCGCACUUUCCGACGUUUUUUUCUAACCUCCUGUUGUUGCUGCUCCUGCACAAACAUGCUUGUAAGUGGCUCUUAUGUUUCAUUCCCAUCUGGGAUCAGAAUGAACAAGAGUUGAAAAUGCCCUUUAUGUGGGGAGAGUUGAGAGCAUUAAGUGAAAGCAAAUAAGUCAAUGUCACUUCAUUUUUCCUUUACUUGAGCUAAUACAUUGGGAAGGAGAGAGUAUAAUUUUUUAUUUUUAUUUUUGUAGAAAAUGUAUCACUUGGCAUCUGAAUAUGAGUGUCUUUAUAAUAAUAUCUCAUAAGAAGA